Zerene cesonia (dogface butterfly) is the source of this 2417-nucleotide messenger RNA. Its product is annotated as N-acetylgalactosaminyltransferase 6-like. NCBI's taxonomy places the organism in Eukaryota, Metazoa, Arthropoda, Insecta, Lepidoptera, Pieridae. Gene Ontology annotation, cellular component: Golgi apparatus. The coding region runs from base 368 to 2173 and encodes 601 amino acids. The record is from RefSeq and is a predicted model, not a curated record. The transcript has 13 exons.
GACUGAACCAAAACAGCAAAUAGCGAUUAGCGAUUUACUAUUUCCUUUAAAAUAAAUUAAAUAAUGAUUAUAUUGGAGUAUUUUACAAAAUCUAAGUAUGCUAAAUAGAAAAAUUGGUGAACAUUAUAACUGUAUGUGAAAAGAUUUUUGUUAACAAACAUUUAUUAGUUAUAUAUAGCUCAGAACGAUGAAUAUUUUUAAAAAGUAAAAGGCAAGGCCUGUCGGCUGUUUACUUAGUUGCCGGUUCCUUUACUAGACCGGGUUCCAUGUCAAUUGAUCAGGUUUCUUAUAAAAGGGUUUAUAGCACCAGUGUCUAGUUAGUAUAUUAACUUUUUCUUAGGAGCAUUUCAAGGUAAAAUUAAUUGUAAUGCGGCGUAACUUCUGGAGGCUGUUGCGGAUUCGUAACCUUAUUAUAAUUAUAUUAAUAGUGGCUACAGUAUAUAUAUUGAGAACAAAAGAUGUAAAUUCAAUAUCUAUUGAGCCACUAAAGCAGACACUCCUGGGCAGUGGAAAGAAGGAUUAUUUUCAACCAACAAGCUUAAAAAAAAUAGACUGGCAUAAUUACAAACAGAUAAAAUAUGAAAGGAAACGAGUGGGUAUCGGUGAGCAAGGACUGCCGGCUCAUUUAACGAAAAGAGAAACCAAUCUGGAGAAAGAGUUGUAUUCAGUAAAUGGAUUUAACGGAGCACUAAGUGAUAAGAUACCCCUCAAUCGCUCCCUGCCAGAUAUAAGGCAUCUAGGGUGUCAAAAACGUCUCUACAUUGAGUCAUUGCCAACUGUAAGUGUAGUUGUCCCAUUUCACAAUGAGCAUUGGAGCACAUUGCUACGAACUGUGGUCAGUGUUCUUAAUAGAUCACCGGAGAAGUUGAUUAAGGAAAUAUUUUUAGUGGACGAUGCUAGUACCAAAGAUUUCUUGAAGCGAAAAUUAGAUAAUUAUCUUAAGUUUAACUAUCCGAAAGUUAAGGUAAUUCGUCUUAAAACUCGCAGUGGACUGAUAACAGCAAGAUUAGCAGGUGCGAAGCAAGCAACAGCUGAUGUACUCCUGUUUUUAGAUUCUCAUACCGAGGCCAAUGUUAAUUGGUUACCGCCGCUGUUAGAGCCCAUAGCCCUUGACCCACGUACAGUGGUGUGUCCAUACAUAGACGUGAUAGCAUAUGACACGUUCGAAUACAGAGCCCAGGACGAAGGGGCUCGGGGAGCGUUCGACUGGGAACUGUAUUAUAAGAGGUUGCCGCUGUUGCCCAGAGAUGUGGCUAAUAUGCCUGAGCCGUUUGAGAGUCCAGUAAUGGCCGGAGGGUUGUUCGCAAUAUCACGUAUGUUCUUUUGGGAGCUGGGCGGGUACGAUCCUGGUCUGGACAUUUGGGGUGGGGAACAGUAUGAAUUGAGCUUUAAGAUAUGGCAGUGCGGCGGGCGGAUGGUGGACGCGCCGUGCUCCCGCGUGGGGCACGUGUACCGCAAGUUCGCGCCCUUCCCCAACCCGGGCCAUGGGGACUUUGUGGGGCGGAACUACCGUCGCGUUGCAGAGGUGUGGAUGGACGAAUAUGCACAGUACUUAUACAAGAGACGACCUAAAUAUCUGAGUAUUGACACUGGGGACAUCUCGGAGCAGAAGGCACUACGAGAGAGGCUUAAGUGUAAAUCCUUUAGAUGGUUCAUGACUCAGAUCGCUUUCGACUUAACGGUGAAAUAUCCACCGGUUGAACCCAGUCCGUUUGCUGAAGGACGCAUUCGACCGUCAUCGAGCCCGCAGCUGUGCGUGGACGCGCACCACGGCGAGCAAAUGGACAAGUUGCAUCUCAAACCGUGCUCGGACUCGCCCAAGGCUGAGCAACAUUUCGUACUCUCCUGGCAUAAGGAUAUUAGAUCGAAGUCCCGCUCGAUGUGCUGGGACCUGCCCGAGUCGUCCCCGCGCAGCGCCGUGCUGCUGUACGCGUGCCACCUCGGCGGCGGCAACCAGCUGUGGCGCUACCACGCGAAAACCAAACUCCUAAAACACGGGACCAACGACAACUGUCUCGACUGGGACCGUCCCACCAAGGACCUGUUCAUCCGUCCCUGCGACGGUAGCGACACCCAGCAGUGGGACGUGGAGCAUGUGGACUGGGACAUGCUGGGCCAGUGGGACAGAGUGGCCCAGCCGAGAACUGGCCCCGUGGAGGACUACAGGGAGUGACUCGUGGGGUGAUUAUUGUAACUCGAUAGAAAUAUUUUGUAGGAAUUGAAAUUGAUUACGUUAAAUAUAGUAAAAAAGGGAGGUUAAAGAAAAAUCGCUAUCAGGGUGGCAGAGGUCAAUAUAUUGCGUAGCAGUAUAUUUGCAAUAAAUAACUCAUAAUGCCUUUGUUAUGUUUGGGGAAGUGAUCAUUUUUAUGUGAAAUUUUCAUGUGAUCUAGGAGAAGGCGUGUGGAGAAGAGGGGGGG